AUGGUAUCGACUCUGACUCGAAAUUAUCUAUCAAGUCAUAUGUGCUAUACGGGUGCUGCACAGGAAAUAUACAACGUGCCAUUCCAAACGAGGAAGGUUUUCCAACCAUCAAAGUGCUUUAUCGGGGAUUCUGCCCGUGUAUCUGCACCCGGUCUCCCCGAGCUCGCAUACUACCUGACGGCUCAUGUUAUAUCCCACGUCUUAGACCGGGUUCGCUCCGACCUGAGACUUCUUGAAUCGAUCGGAUGUCUAGCUGGACAAGACCUAGAGAUUAUCUUGGCCAAGCUACCAGUAGAGAUUGUCGCCAAUGAGCCCACUCUCGUCCUUACCAGUUCCGUAGCUUCGCCACCGCCGAUUGCUUCGCCUGGGGCGAUGAGAAGAGCGCCGCCUAUUCCACCCAGCCGAUACACCAACGUGCAACCGGCACCGCUAAUGGCUGAAGCUAAAUGGAGCUACAAUUCUGAUGAUCCAGCGGACCUCACUUUGAAGGAAGGCGAUCUGAUCGAGAUCAUAGAGGAGACAAGUCCAGAUUGGUGGAAGGGCCGCCUGAAUGGAAGGGAGGGGUUGUUCCCUUCAAAUAGAUGCGUUAAAUUAGAGCCUGCCAUGGGAAGUGGUUCGACUUUAACUGCCGGCCCUCGCCGGUUUCUUUCAACACAUAAUGCAUCAAAGACGUUUUCUGCCACCACAGGCUUGAAUAAAAUUGGUCUGACGCCGGCAUCAGUCGAUCCCGAGAAGAAAGACAAGUACUCGCAACUAAAAUCGACAAUGGUACAUUCAGCUGCGUCUGGGGUAGGAGCAGGAGCAGAUCCUCUUCUUGCUCACCUUAUUUCCCGACUUGAAGCCGACGUUCGUUUCCUUGCGGAUCAGGGCCACAUUUCGCGUGCGGACUCACAAACCGUACUGGGCGUAUUUUCCCGCGCUGGAACAAAUGCUUCAGUUACUAAUACAAUGAGCGCUAUGAAUAUCGGCAACAGGGAUGUACCUAACACAGGAAUGCCGACGCCGUACGGUGCGCCUAGCCCUCAUCCAAUGCCCGUUGCUCCAGCUUUCAGCGCUCCUUCACUUGGAUCCUACAAUACACCACCCCCGGCGUUUCCCGGCGGCCCUCCCGCAAGCUCUCCCUCUCCGGCUCCUAAUAAUGCACUAAAGAGACCGGUUCCGCCACCUCCGCCAGCUGGCGCACAAUGCAAAGCCAUGUGGGACUAUAACUUGGAUGGAUCACUCAAGGACGAUCUAUCUUUUAGAGCCGGUGAUAUCAUCCAGAUCGUCAAGGAGGACAACGCUGAUUGGUGGACCGGACGCCUGAAUGGUAGGGAGGCUAUGUUCCCUGCCAACCACGUUGAAAAGCUCCCCAACACUCCAUCUUAUGGUUAUGACGAAAAACAACAACAUAUGCAGGCUCACCAACACUAUGCACCCCCGCCUGGCCCACCCGCCGCCUACCAACACGGGGGCCCAGCUCAGGCUGGACCUCCGACAGAGGAGGAAAAGAAAAAGUUCAAACUUGGAAAGUACGGAGGUAUGGCAGCAUCCGGUGCAGCGACUGGUGUUGGCUUCGGAAUAGGUGCAGGUCUCGUCAAUGCCAUCUUUUAA
Molecule: messenger RNA, 1593 nt
Organism: Rhizoctonia solani
Lineage: Eukaryota; Fungi; Basidiomycota; Agaricomycetes; Cantharellales; Ceratobasidiaceae
Product: SH3 domain-containing protein
Exons: 8
Coding region: 1-1593 (530 amino acids)
Biological process (GO): plasma membrane tubulation; actin cortical patch localization; endocytosis
Cellular component (GO): Rvs161p-Rvs167p complex; mating projection tip; actin cortical patch
Molecular function (GO): protein binding; lipid binding
Source: RefSeq, a predicted model, not a curated record